Messenger RNA from Exophiala viscosa, 1637 nucleotides. RefSeq names its product DNA-directed RNA polymerase. The transcript is spliced from 2 exons. NCBI's taxonomy places the organism in Eukaryota, Fungi, Ascomycota, Eurotiomycetes, Chaetothyriales, Herpotrichiellaceae. The coding region runs from base 357 to 1493 and encodes 378 amino acids. The record is from RefSeq and is a predicted model, not a curated record.
UCCCAGUCAAGUAUCUGUCCUUUGUUUGCAAUGGCCAUCCGGUAGGCAGUCAUUCAUCCGAUAGUUCUGCCUCACCACCUAGGACCCUUUGUCUAUUGUCACCAGUGUCACUAUUCGUUGGCUCUACUGCUUUGUCAUUACGAACAAUAAGUGACUUCGAAGUGGUACUUCUUUGUACUUAGCCGUCCCGCUUCGCUGCCGCCAGGAUUAUUUCUGGCUACAGAUCUGCUUCUUCUCUUUCAGAGGCUCCAUCCGCAAAGAUUCAACUCUACCACUACACAUCUCAAUUUCUCCAGCUGAAUAGCAGUACAACGUUCUGCGUUAUUACACAACACGAAUACACCACCAGAUUCAACAUGGUCUCCUCAAUCAGCAUGAUGGUUACGGCUGUCUUUCUAGUCCUUGCCACCUCGGUCAACGCCCAUAUGAUAAUGCUCACCCCAACUCCCUAUGGCAAAUCCACUCUCAACAAUUCAAAUCUCGCCCCGGACGGUAGCGACUUCCCUUGCAAGCUCCGACCCGGGGUCUACGACUUGGAAGGCGCCGAGAACAUCAUGGCAGUGGGUUCUACUUAUGACCUGUCGUUCAUGGGAGAAGCCGCUCACGGAGGCGGCUCCUGCCAAGUGAGUUUGACGACCGAUCUUCAACCUAGCAAAGAUACCCAAUGGAGCGUGAUAAAAAGUAUCGAAGGUGGUUGUCCGACCAACUUCACUGGCAACUUGGGAGAUGAUAGCAAUGGCGCCGCAGUUGGUAUGGCCUCAGUUUUUAACUUCACCAUUCCAGAAGGUAUCUCGCCGGGCCAAUAUACCAUCGCGUGGAGCUGGGUCAAUCGCGUGGGCAACCGUGAAUAUUACAUGAAUUGUGGACCAGCAACUAUUAUCGCGCCCAAGAAGAAGAGGUAUGCCCCGGCUCCGAUCGAGAAGCGCGACACUUCGUUCCCAAAUUUGUUUGUCGCCAAUCUAAUUGGCAUCAAUAAUUGCGUCACUUACGAGGACUUCGACUAUGUUUAUCCAAACCCAGGCUCGGUCGUUCAAAGCGCUGGGACCGGACCUUACACUACUUUGUCUUGCGCCGCCGCAACCGGCAACAAUGCUCCGCAAACACCUACCGCCACUGGACCUGUGACCGGAUCCAUGACAGAGACUGCAGUUGCGACCUCUGCAACAUCUGCCUCUUCACCAACAUUUGCUGGUUCUUCAGCCGCGGCAACAACCUUGUCAGCCACCAGUGUCCAAAUCGUUCCCGUUUCGACAACUUCCGCAGCCACUACACCAGCGACCUCAGUCGUCAGCUCCAGCAGCUCAGUAUCUGGCUCUGCCGGUGCCAUGUCUGGGCUGUGCAGCGAUGAAGGUGCUUGGGCAUGUAGCGCAGACGGAAGCAAAUUUCAGAGAUGUGCGUCAGGGUCUUGGUCGGCUGUCAUCCAAAUGCCUGCCGGUGUUUCCUGCAGUCCAGGAAUCGCCGACACUCUCAAUGAGACCCUUGUUAAAGACUAGGACGGGUUGCUCAGUUUGGCGCUAUCGAAGGUUUCGAAACAAACCAUUGUUUUUACAUUCCCAACAUCACGAGCUGGACUCGGGGACCUGAACAUUUGGGGCGUCAUGAUCAGAUUACCUUUCAGUGCACAUCAUUCACAGCUC